Molecule: messenger RNA, 903 nt
Organism: Hylaeus anthracinus
Lineage: Eukaryota; Metazoa; Arthropoda; Insecta; Hymenoptera; Colletidae
Exons: 4
Coding region: 362-769 (135 amino acids)
Source: RefSeq, a predicted model, not a curated record
GAAGCAUUAAGAACUGUCACUUGACACCUGUUUUAAAAUCGAGUACGGUUAGGCUAUCGUUCGUUAAUAAAUUUCACUGGUAUGCCGUUCGAGUAGCUAAGGAUUAAAAAUCAUCACGCAUAAAAAGAACAACACCUGCCAAGAAAGUCUUAUCCUCGUCAAUUUACGAUAACAUCACCUCAUGAACGAAUCCUUCAAAGAUUUAGGGAAACUACAUGCCUUUGAAUGCUGAUAUAAAUAUGGCACAAAUUGCAAAUUCGACUGCCUUAUCUGAUGUUACUUUGAUCAAUAAUAAUGUAUGUGCUGCAUCCACUUUGAGCAAUGAUCAUCAGAAAAGUACAUCACCUUGUAUACUUCUUCAAUGUCUAGUCUAUCUCGUAUUUCACUCGACUCCAGAGAUUCGCAUGAUGGUAAAAAUGUAACAGGUUACUGUGAUUACAUCGUAAUCACGUGGUUUUUGUUUACUCCACUUUGUUCAAGUAACGUUUGUUCUAUAAACGUUGACAGUGAUAUGAACGGCCAAAUUAAAUUUUUGGUAGACAAAAUGACGGUUCCACAAACUCAUCAAAUAGAAUUAAUAACACUGGCAGAAUUAGCAGGAAUUUCAGCAAUUCCCGGAGUUUAUCGUAUUAUACUGGAACUUUUGGAACUUCAAAUAUCACCAGAGGGCAUAUACAUUAUUUUGAAACAAAUAUAUCCACAAUCAUCAGACAAACAACAAGGUAUUAACAAUGUUGAAGAAGCACCUGAUGAAUUAACCACACAUUAAAGUGUAUCUUUCUAUAUUUGAUUGUUUAAAUUAAUUUAUAUCUUUUUUUUACGUCAUUACAUAAUUAUUAGAGAAAAUCAUUAAUUAUAAAUGAAUUAUAAAUAAAGUAUAAAAAUAAAUAAUAAUAUUUCUUA